Theobroma umbraticum is the source of this 1722-nucleotide messenger RNA. RefSeq names its product C2H2-type zinc finger family protein (gene NTT). Gene Ontology annotation, biological process: anatomical structure development; regulation of gene expression. Lineage: Eukaryota; Viridiplantae; Streptophyta; Magnoliopsida; Malvales; Malvaceae. The record is from RefSeq and is a predicted model, not a curated record. Gene Ontology annotation, molecular function: DNA-binding transcription factor activity. Gene Ontology annotation, cellular component: nucleus.
CAUUCACACCCUUCAGUCAUCUUGUACUCUCUUGUCUUCUCUCUCUCUCUUUCUGUCUAUCUAUAAAAGCAAAUCCAUCAAGGCCAAACUGUUCUGAAUUAAUCUCUAUCCCUUCAAAAACACCUUUUCUUUCUUCGUUUCUUUCUCUUUCUCUCUUUUAUUUUUUUUUUUUGGUGUUUUUUGCAACCAUGGCUGACUACCCUUACUCAAAUUUCUUCUCGGGUUGGUUCAAGUUCAACCCUCUUCAACAUUACCCAUCUCCAAACCCUUCUCCCCAACAACCUUCUUCCUAUACCCAAAAUUACUUCUAUAGCAGCAACACCACCUUCGUGACAAAUGAAACAAAUCCUUUUUUUCACUACCAGACCUCAUCAUCGUCACCUCCCUCCCCUCCUGUUAGAGAAGCCUUACCACUAUUGAGCUUGAGUCCCACAAGGCAUGACAAAGAGGAGGAAGUACAGGAUGAUGAAGAUCAGGAUCAAGAGCAUUCUUGCACCGCCAUGGAUGUAGACAAGAGCAAAGGGAAAGAGGAAGGGCGGCUGCUCUUCACUAGCAGUGCUGGCAGUGCUUCUGCUUCUGCUGCUGAAGAUGAAACUGUUACUGUUGCACUCCAUAUAGGGUUACCAAGCCCUAGUGCUUCAGAGUUGGCCUCAGUUUUAUCAUCUUCUUCAGAGAUCACUGACAAAGAUGGGGAUGGUGAUGAUUCUGGGUACCCAGUUAACAGACUCAACAAGGGACAGUAUUGGAUCCCUACCCCUUCUCAGAUUCUUAUUGGCCCUACACAGUUCUCUUGUCCUGUUUGCUGCAAGACCUUCAAUAGAUACAACAACAUGCAAAUGCAUAUGUGGGGGCAUGGAUCUCAGUAUAGGAAAGGGCCUGAAUCACUAAGGGGAACUCAACCAACAGGCAUGCUAAGGCUUCCUUGCUAUUGUUGUGCACCAGGUUGCCGGAACAACAUUGAUCAUCCACGAGCAAAGCCACUCAAAGAUUUCAGAACCCUGCAAACACAUUACAAGAGGAAGCAUGGGAUUAAGCCUUUCAUGUGCAGAAAAUGUGGCAAGGCAUUUGCUGUGAGAGGGGAUUGGAGAACCCAUGAGAAGAACUGUGGGAAGCUCUGGUACUGCAUUUGCGGGUCUGAUUUCAAACAUAAGAGAUCUCUUAAGGACCACAUAAAGGCUUUUGGGAAUGGCCAUGCAGCCUAUGGCAUCGAUGGCUUGGAAGAAGAUGAUGAGCCUGCAUCUGAAGUGGAACAAGAUAAUGAGUCCAUGCAGUGAUGAAUAAUGGAAAUUAAAAGGGUAUGAAGGAAUGGUUAAUUAAUAUUCUCUAAUUAUAAAGCUUUAUUUGCAGGCUUCCAAAGUAAGAACUAUAUAUAUAAGAAUCAAUUUACUUGGGGAAGCCACCUUUUUUCUCUUUUUAGUUUCCCUAGCUGUUUCCUUCUCAAUGUAGGAUCCUUAACAUCAAUGUUAGGCUAAGCUCUUGUAUAUCCAUUUCCCUUUCAAGUUUCAACUGAUCAUUUCAGUGGUUUCUUUCUCUUUGCAGUGUGCUUUUCAAUCAUCCUCAGCAUAUGGAUGGUGAAUAAUCAUAUUGCUUCUUAAACUAUUAGUCACCGAAAUGGAAAACAGAAGUUGAAACUAAAGACCCUUUUUGAAAGCAUAUUGAUGCAUUGGAUGAUAAUUAUGAUAUACUCAUUGAAAAGAAGAUAAUGGAAAAUCUCUUUUUAUA